Messenger RNA from Rhagoletis zephyria (snowberry fruit fly), 309 nucleotides. RefSeq names its product guanylate cyclase soluble subunit beta-1-like. Gene Ontology annotation, cellular component: guanylate cyclase complex, soluble. The record is from RefSeq and is a predicted model, not a curated record. Gene Ontology annotation, molecular function: guanylate cyclase activity. Gene Ontology annotation, biological process: response to oxygen levels; cGMP biosynthetic process. Lineage: Eukaryota; Metazoa; Arthropoda; Insecta; Diptera; Tephritidae.
AGACUGUUGGCGACAAAUAUAUGGCCGUUUCUGGUUUGCCCGAUCACUGUGAGGAUCAUGCCAAAUGUAUUGCUCGUUUGGCGCUGGAUAUGAUGGAUAUGGCGAAGAAUGUGAAAAUGGGUUCCAAUCCAGUGCAAGUGACAAUUGGCAUACACUCGGGCGAAGUGGUGACCGGCGUUAUCGGUAAUCGCGUGCCACGCUACUGUCUCUUUGGCAAUACGGUGAAUCUGACAAGUCGCACGGAGACCACAGGAGUGCCAGGCUGCAUUAAUGUCAGCGAGGAAACUUAUCGGUGAGUGACACACAGUG